Candidula unifasciata is the source of this 3192-nucleotide messenger RNA. The record is from the annotation of a GenBank genome assembly. NCBI's taxonomy places the organism in Eukaryota, Metazoa, Mollusca, Gastropoda, Stylommatophora, Geomitridae.
AUGCCUACUGUGUUGGGUUGGGGCAAAGCCAGCCUGGGAGCUCUUGGCUUGCCUGGCUCUGAGCACACCAGCGUGUCAAGCCCACACCAGAUCCGGUCACUUGAAGGUGUGGAGAUCCAGAGCAUCAGCAGUGGGGAGAACCAUACCUUAAUCUGCACGAGGGAUGGCUCGGUCCACAGUUGUGGUGCUAGUGACUUUCAGCAGUGUGGUCGUGGUGGUAUUCUGACACAGUUUGGUCGAGUGGAAGGGUUGGAUUCCCAGCAUGUGAUCCAGGUGUCUGCAGGUGCUUCACACAGCGUUGCACUUACCCAGGCUCAUGAAGUAUUCACAUGGGGGAAAAACGACUCUGGUCAGCUUGGUCGGGGAGAAGUCCCCCUUGAAAAUCAGGGGAUACCAAAACUGGUGAAGUCACUUGCAGUGCGCUGUGUAUUGCAAGUCUCCUGCGGUAGUGAUCAUUCUAUUGCUCUGACAAAUGAGGGUUUGAUCUUUGUCUGGGGCUCAAAUUCCUACGGACAGCUGGGCUUGGGCAAGAACGCACCAUCCCACCAGAAUCUUCCAGAGCUGGUCUCAUGUCUGAAGGGUAUUCCCGUCCGACAGGUGACAGCAGGCGGUAAUCACACACUCAUCCUGUCGAAGUCUGGGGCAGUCUAUGGCUGGGGCAGGAAUAGUUUUGGCCAACUGGGACUGAAUGACACAAAAGAUUACUACCAACCACAGCAGUGCAGACCACUUAGAAACCAACGGAUUAAGUACAUCUGUUGUGGGGAUAACCAUUCAGCUUGCUUGACCAAGGAUGGUCGUGUUUUCACUUUUGGAGCAGGCAGUUAUGGUCAGCUUGGUCACAACAGUAACAACAAUGAGGUUUUACCCAAGCAGGUCAUAGAAUUAUCUGGCAGCGUGGUGACCCAGAUUGCCUGCGGAAGGGGGCACACACUGGCAUAUGUUCCUAAAUACGGCAAGCUGUAUGCUUUUGGGCUUGGAGGAAGUGGUCAGCUUGGGCUGUCAACUACGGAGAACAAGAACAGUCCAUUUGCUGUGCCAGUACCUUUUGCUGCAGGCAGCGGCCCUCUGUCAUCACAUUCCUCGAUGCAAAUUGACAGCCAGGGCCCAGAACUCAGGGUUAAAAGUAUAUAUGCAGGUGGAGAUCACUCCUUUCUUAUUGCUGAUGAUGCAGACACAUGUGCCUCAGAUGACUUCAGGAUAGAGGACCCGGCUAAGCAGAUCCUCACUUUAUCUCAACACAUGAUUGAGAUGUUGCGUCCUCUCAAUGCAGCAGACACACCUUCCCUCGAACUCUCUGAUGAAUUGGAUAAGGUAUUCUCAAAUGCUUCUUGUCUGAAUGGCUCGUUUUUGUUACCGAAUGAUGAACACUAUGGAAGCAACAGUAGGAUACAUGGCAUAGACAUGGCUGCAGUGAGAACUUUUUUCCAAGACUUAGCUACAGUGUCCAAUAUUGUUGCACUACAGUAUAUCAGCACUGACAUUGAGCAGCACUUGAUCCCGAUGCUGCCAGUCUCCCCUCCAGAUGUUGAAGCCCUGCGUUUGUACCUCAUGUUGCCAGAGUGUCACUUGUUUGAUCAGCCCAAGCUGUACAAUUCUAUCAUUUGCCCAUUUGCCAAGAACUUCCUGUCUCUGGACAAAGUGGCCCAGAAAGUGUUCGAUAAUUGGUGGCCAUCUAACCAGCCAUCCUUCUUCAACAGAUUAGUUGUGAUAUACAAGCAGUGUAUUGAGUAUCUGCUGCAGUUGCCAGAUACAACGAAUCCCUUAGAGGUAAAUAAACGGCAUGCAGGUCUCUUCACAUCCAUGGAAAUGCUGCAGAAAUUGAAUCAGGUGAAUGAAGCAAACAACCAGAUCAUUCCCUACCACAAGUUUUACGUGCCAGAACUGAAAGAUAAAGUGAAUAUACGCGCAGACUACAUUAGCUGGGUACAACGAACACAUAAUAGAAGUCAAGUUGGCAGGGUGGCUGUGCAGGGUCUGUACUUCUGUAACUACCCUUUCCUGUUUGAUGGAGCGGCCAAAAGUGCUCUGUUGCAGACUGAUGCGGCUUUACAAAUGCAGAAUGCUAUUGAAAAUGCACAGCAUAUCAACCUACUGGGUCUUCUGAUGCCUGUGCAAACAUUUGACCCAGUUAAUCCUUGCCUGGUCUUGACUGUCACACGGCAAAACUUGGUCCAGGACACUUUGCGGCAACUGCAUGGGAAACACAGCGCAGAACUGAAAAAACCUUUGAAGGUUGUCUUUAAAGGGGAGGAGGCUGUUGAUGAAGGCGGUGUUAGAAAGGAGUUCUUCAUGUUGCUUCUGCGAGAGGUGAUGGACCCAAAGUACGGCAUGUUCCGGACUCAUGAUAUAUCCAAUCUACAGUGGUUUAAUCCUGCAACUUUUGAUGAGCCCGACAUGUUCAGAAUGAUUGGCACACUUUGUGGCCUGGCCAUCUACAACUUUACCAUCAUAGACCUGCACUUUCCAUUGGCUCUUUAUAAAAAGUUGUUAAAAAGAAAUGUCACCUUGGAUGACGUCAAAGAGUUAAUGCCAGAUGUUGGCAGAGGUUUACAAGAUCUCAUCGACUUCGAAGGGAGUGAAUUCUCAGAUGUGUUUGGUUUAACAUUUGAGGUCAUCCAAGAGCAGAAUGGAGAGACUGGGUCCGUGGAAUUGUGCCCCGAUGGAGCUAACAGAGUGGUCAACCAGAGCAACAAACUGGAGUACAUCAAUCUGUAUGUAGAUUAUUUGCUCAAUAAGUCGGUGAAGACUCAGUUUGAUGCCUUCAGUGAAGGCUUUCAUAACGUCUGUGGAGGUGUGGUCUUGGAUUUGUUCCACCCUCAAGAACUGCAGGCCAUGGUUGUGGGAAAUGAAGAUUAUGAUUUCCUCGAGCUUGAGAAGAACACUGACUACAAAGGGGAGUACCAUCGCUACCAUCCAACCAUUAGUUUGUUCUGGGAGGUGUUUCACGAGUUGAGUCUGGAGGACAAGAAGAAAUUUCUCUUGUUUCUGACUGGAAGUGACCGCAUCCCCGUCUUUGGUAUGAAAUAUGUGAAGAUGAUUAUUCAGCCUACAGGAGGAGGCGAAGAGUACUUGCCCGUCGCUCACACAUGCUUCAAUAUCCUUGACCUGCCUAAGUAUACCACCAAGGAGAGGCUGCAGGCGAAACUGCUACUAGCUAUUGAACAAACUGAGGGCUUUGGUUUAGUGUAG